Messenger RNA from Stegastes partitus (bicolor damselfish), 2586 nucleotides. RefSeq names its product glucan (1,4-alpha-), branching enzyme 1b (gene gbe1b). Gene Ontology annotation, molecular function: cation binding; 1,4-alpha-glucan branching enzyme activity; hydrolase activity, hydrolyzing O-glycosyl compounds. Gene Ontology annotation, cellular component: cytoplasm. NCBI's taxonomy places the organism in Eukaryota, Metazoa, Chordata, Actinopteri, Pomacentridae. The transcript has 16 exons. The record is from RefSeq and is a predicted model, not a curated record. Gene Ontology annotation, biological process: glycogen biosynthetic process. Bases 96 to 2165 code for a protein of 689 amino acids.
CACUACUACACGCCUGUCCUCUCGCUCGUGCCACCGUCAGUCCCCCCAUCCGACUCGCAGCGGUCGGUGCUCGAUUGGUUCGGUCUGGAGCAACCAUGGCAGACCUAGAGGAUAAUGUUACAGUCCCCGAGUUCAGCUGCCUUCUCCAAAUGGAUCCCUAUCUCAAAACGUACGAGAAGGACUUCAAGAGGAGGUAUGACCUGCUGCAGAAGCGACUUUUCCAGCUGGAGGAGGCAGAGGGAGGCUUUGACCAGUUCACUCGCAGCUACAAGACGUUCGGCGUGCAGCGGCAGCCUGACAACAGCCUGAUCUUUAAAGAGUGGGCUCCAGCUGCAGAGGCCCUUUUCCUCACUGGCGACUUCAAUGGCUGGGAAAAAUUCUCCCACUCUUACACCAAGAAAGAAUACGGCAAGUGGGAACUGAUUCUUCCACCCAAGCAUGACAAGUCUCCAGCUGUGGAUCAUAACACCAAACUCAAGGUGGUGGUUCACACCAAGGAGGGUGAACGCCUGUACCGGAUCUCGCCUUGGGCCAAAUAUGUGACCAGGGAGGAGAAAUCUGUCAUCUAUGACUGGGUUCACUGGGAUCCACCACAACCUUACAAUCAAAUUCACCCUCGACCAAAGAAGCCCACGAGCCUGAGAAUAUACGAGGCUCACGUGGGCAUCGCUUCACCGGAGGGGAAGGUCGCUUCGUACACCAACUUCACAAACAACGUGCUGCCUCGCAUAAAAGACUUGGGUUACAACUGUAUUCAGCUGAUGGCUGUCAUGGAGCAUGCCUACUAUGCAAGCUUCGGAUAUCAGAUCACCAGUUUCUUUGCUGCUUCCAGUCGCUAUGGUACCCCGGAUGAGCUGAAGGAGCUGAUCGAUGUGGCUCAUUCAAUGGGCAUCGUGGUGCUGCUGGACGUCGUUCACAGUCACGCCUCCAAGAACACGGAGGACGGCCUGAACCACUUCGAUGGCUCCGACUCUUGUUACUUCCAUUCCCCACCCAGAGGGGAGCACAGUCUGUGGGACAGCCGCCUCUUCAACUACUCCAGCUGGGAAGUGCUGCGUUUCCUGCUGUCAAACCUGCGCUGGUGGAUGGAGGAGUACCGCUUUGACGGAUUCAGAUUCGACGGCGUUACCUCCAUGCUGUACCAUCACCAUGGCAUCGGCACAGGCUUCUCAGGGGACUACAGUGAAUACUUUGGCCUACAGGUGGACGAGGACUCCUUGGUUUACCUGAUGCUUGCCAAUCACAUUCUUCAUACCCUUUACCCCGACUGCAUCACUGUUGCAGAGGAUGUGUCAGGGAUGCCUGCUCUCUGCAGACCAGUGGAGGAGGGAGGACUUGGUUUUGAUUACCGACUGGCUAUGGCUAUUCCUGACAAGUGGAUCCAGAUCCUGAAGGAGUUUAAGGAUGAGGACUGGAACAUGGGCAACAUCUCCCACACACUGACCAACAGGCGAUAUGGAGAGAAGUGCAUAGCCUAUGCAGAAAGUCAUGACCAGGCUCUGGUCGGCGAUAAGACCCUGGCCUUCUGGUUAAUGGACAAGGAGAUGUACACCAACAUGAGCUCUAUGAUUCCCAUGAGUUCUGUCAUCAACCGCGGCAUGCAGCUGCACAAGAUGAUCCGGCUAAUCGUACAUGGGCUGGGUGGGGAAGGCUACCUCAACUUCAUGGGAAAUGAGUUUGGCCAUCCUGAGUGGCUGGAUUUCCCCAGAGAGGGCAACAAUCAGAGUUACCACUAUGCCCGCCGGCAGUUUAACCUAGUGGAUAUGGAUCACCUCCGCUACUGUCAGCUCUAUGCCUUUGACCGGGACAUGAACCGCACCGAAGACAAGUACGGCUGGCUGGCAGCCCCACCUGCCUAUGUCAGUGCCAAGCAUGAAGACGACAAGGUCAUUGUGUUUGACAGGGCAAAUGUGGUCUUUAUCUUCAACUUCCACCCCAGUAAGAGCUUCCAGGCCUACAGGGUGGGUGUAGAAGUUCCAGGAAAAUACAAAAUCAAGCUGGAUUCAGAUAUGCAUCAUUAUGGGGGUCACGGACGGCUGGACCACAGCACCGAGUUCUUCACAGAGGCCCAGCCCUUCAACGGCCGCUCCAACUCCAUACUGGUCUACAUCCCCUGCAGAACAGCUAUUGUCCUGGCCAACGAGGAGAUAGAUUACUGUUAUUAGAGGAUGAUUGUCUCCACAGAGACCAGGAUUGAGAAUGGAUUCCAAACUCAAACUGAGUGUUAACAAUCACCUUCAUCUUAAAGUGUCAACCUUGCACACCACCCAAACCUACUUUUUGUCUUCAAGUCUUUUUCUAAAUGGGGGGAAAAAAGCGUUGCGAGCUCGUGUGCUUUCAAAUACCAUCUGCAACCUUAGACGCUGUGUAACCCCAUUUACUGCAGAUUGGUCCAUUUGGGAAGCGUCCAACCUAACCAGCAGCUAGAUGCUAAAACUCAAAACCCUGCCGAGUCCAUCCACCACUAGCCAGCAGCCAUUUAUAGGCUCUGUUGCAUUUGGCAUGUCAUCUGAAAUACAUGACCAGCGACUGUGGCAGAGUAAAGCAAUACAGCCAGCAUUCAUUUAUUCAAACAUAAUAAAUAAA